AUGAAGAGGUACAAGAGGAGGAAACAAUUCAAUAUUAUUCCAACUCUCCUCAAGUACUUGGUGGGAGUUUUACUUCUUGGGCUGUUCCUCUCUAGCCCCCUCUGGCUCCCCAAGUUGAGCUCAUCUCUCAACCUCUUCGUCGUCGUCGUCCUCCCGAACGUAGCCGCAAGUCUCUUCGGGCCGAAGUGCUUAUUCGUCGUGUGCAACCUCAUCGUCGUGUUCCUCGUGAGCGAGUCGAGGCUGUCGGGAACUUAUUCGAUGCCCGACAUGUACGAAGAGUUCGUGAGGAGGACCGCGGUUGGAUCGAGGACUUCUUCGAAUUCGACGACAGUUGCGGACAAGAGGGGGAGUGCUUUCAUGCAAAUUGGUUUGGUUGGAGGUGUGGAGGAGGGAGAAGGGAAAGGUGGUGGAGAAGUUGAAGGGGUGGAGGGAGGGUGUUGCUGGGAAAUGGAGGAAGAGGAUGAUGAGGACUUGGUUCAUGAGUGGAAUAGGAGAUUUGAGGACUUCAUUGCAAGAGUUAGGAAGCAAAGGAGGCUUGAAGCUAAGAGAAUGCCACUUUGUUACUGUUAUGGGUGAGUGGGCAAUUAAUUAAUGCAUGAUACAUGCAUAUAUACCAACUUCAGUAAGAGCAAAUUUAGAUUUACUUCAUGGCUAUCUUAAUUAGUGUGUAACUAGAAAAGGAUAAAACAAGGCCAAAAAAAAAAAA
Messenger RNA from Ananas comosus (pineapple), 706 nucleotides. RefSeq lists its product as uncharacterized. Bases 1 to 576 code for a protein of 191 amino acids. Lineage: Eukaryota; Viridiplantae; Streptophyta; Magnoliopsida; Poales; Bromeliaceae. The record is from RefSeq and is a predicted model, not a curated record. The transcript has a single exon.